Camponotus floridanus (Florida carpenter ant) is the source of this 2565-nucleotide messenger RNA. RefSeq names its product iduronate 2-sulfatase (gene Ids). The transcript is spliced from 10 exons. The record is from RefSeq and is a predicted model, not a curated record. Lineage: Eukaryota; Metazoa; Arthropoda; Insecta; Hymenoptera; Formicidae. Bases 596 to 2461 code for a protein of 621 amino acids. Gene Ontology annotation, molecular function: iduronate-2-sulfatase activity.
CGCGAGAGAGAGAAUCGUCGAUCUCCUCGGCCGAUUCUUCUCUUCUCUUCUCUUCCUCGGAGGGCGAAAAAACGAAGCGAGCCUCGCGCUACCAGUAGCCACUUGUCUCGCCAGCUAUCGGAGACACGCACAGACUAUUAAUACGGACGACACACACGCGCGUACGCACGUACGCACGCACGCACGCACUAUCUAUCCGUCGACGGAGACGCGCUCUGCCCGCCCUUUCCCACGAAGAGAACCACGGAGGUUUCUCGGAGCGGGCGAAAUUUGCGCCACUGCUUACGUUAGUGUACGUAUGUAUACAUGUAGAACGAAAACAAUAAUCAGCUGAUUCGGUGGCAGGGGAAGUCGGGCGCGGAGAGGAGCGGAGAGACGGCAUCGGCCGCAAUCGGGACGAGACACGAGCGCCGUUCGUCGGCGAUCGUUCAGCGAGGACUGGGGAAAGCGGGGGAAGGGCGACGAGGAUAUGACUGCUAGUUUGGACAACUCUGGAAAUUUCGAGUAAAGCGGAUUUUUCAAAAUGUGAAAAAUCCCAAAAACAGAAUUACGAUGCUAAUGCAUUUUCUACCUGAGUUAUAUUAUAAAUCGCAAGAUGUUGAUCUACUUUAAUCUGAUCGUAAUAACGCUGAUAGAUAUUGCCGCGACACGUCCCAAUUUCUUACUGAUCAUUAUCGACGAUCUAAGGACCUCAUUGGGAUGUUACGGUGAUACCAAUGCAUACACACCGAAUAUAGAUGCCUUGGCUGAGGAUAGUAUUGUUUUUACCGAGGCAUUUGCACAGCAAGCCUUGUGUGCGCCCAGCAGAAAUUCUUUUCUGACUAGUAGAAGACCGGAUACUCUUCGACUUUACGACUUUUACAGUUAUUGGCGCGAUAAAGUCGGUAAUUACACCACGUUACCGGAGCAUUUGAAAAACAAUGGAUACACUACAAUGUCCAUAGGAAAAGUAUUUCAUCCAGGUAUAAGUUCUAAUGGAUCCGACGACAGCCCUUAUUCGUGGACCGAGAGGCCUUUUCAUCCAUAUACAGAUCGGUAUAAAAAUACUCCCGUUUGUAAAACAAGCCCACGAUCGGAACCAGCGACGAAUAUUGUAUGCCCGGUACGUGUAUCAACCAUGCCAAAUAAAACAUUGCCUGAUAUCGAGACGUUGCGAGAAGCGAGAAAAUUCAUACACGAGCAUAGAGAAGAUAACGAUCCUUUCUUUCUAGCUGUCGGCUUUCAAAAGCCUCACAUACCGUUGAAAUAUCCUGAACGUUAUCUAAAAUAUCACCCUAUACGGAAGUUCAAAAUGCCCGAGCCGUAUAUAUGGCCAGAUAAUGUAAAUAACGUCGCUUAUAAUCCCUGGACCGAUCUACGGUGGAGGAGGGACGUGGCGAAAUUAAAGUUGAAAUUUCCAUGGGAAAAAAUACCAAAGAAGUAUGGGAAACUAAUUAUCCAAUCGUACUAUGCAGCCGUAUCUUAUGUCGACAAUAUGAUUGGCAAACUUAUACACCAGCUAUAUGUCUCGAGGAUUCGAGAGAAUACUAUCGUAAUAUUAACAUCCGAUCAUGGUUGGGCACUUGGAGAGCACGCUAUUUGGUCUAAAUAUAGUAACUUUGACGUUGCUGUACACGUACCUCUGAUAAUAUCGAUUCCGACAGUCACGUUUGAUACUGAUGAUAAUUACGAUAUAAUUAGAUCUAUGCAUACGAGAUAUAAUAUAACGCAGAUUACAAAUUAUGAUGAAAUGAGAGGUAAGACGGAUUCAGAGUACAUGAUAUUUGACGAAAGAGAGCUCGACAUUUGGAGAAGUACAAAAUAUAAUACAAGCGAGUAUAAAAAAAUUACCUCGGAGACAUACGUUCGACAAAGAUAUAAGAAAUCUGUGGAGAACAAUGCGUUACAUAUUUCUAGAAAGUUGAGGAGAAACUAUUGUCGAGUUACGAACGCUAUCGUCGAACUCGUCGAUAUAUUUCCGACAAUCGCGGAUUUGGCGGGUGUCCCCGUGCCAAUAUGUCAAAACGACGAAGAAAGUCAUCGAAUGCGCUCGAAAAAUAUUUCUUUUUCACGGAAGGUAACGUCCAAUCCUUGCAGCGAGGGUAUUACGCUUCUACCACUCGUAGAAAAUACGUUAAGAUGUCAGAACGUAUCUUGGAAAAGAGCGGCCUUCAGUCAAUAUCCGAGACCGGAAAUACAGCCUACGCUUCAUCCCAAUAGCGACAAGCCUCGUUUGAAAGAGAUAACUAUAAUGGGUUAUACUUUGAAGACCAACGAUUAUCGUUACACAGCGUGGUUACCAUUUACGCACGAGACAUGCAAACCAGAUUGGGACAUCAUUAUCGCAGAGGAAUUAUACGAUCACAAAACUGAUCGGGCGGAAGAUUUUAAUAUAGCAGCUUCACUGAAAAUGUUAAACACGAAGAAAUAUCUUAGAUCGUUGUUAAAAAAUGGGUGGAGAAACGCUCUUCCAAGAUACUGAAGAUUUUAGGAUAUAUCAAAGCAAUGUUUAAUACUUCUCUAUGUGUUAUAUCUAUAUCUUAAAUAUUUACGAGAUUUAUAUUUGUCUAUUGUAUGUUUGUAUAU